This is a messenger RNA of Monascus purpureus, 1341 nucleotides long. The record is from the annotation of a GenBank genome assembly. NCBI's taxonomy places the organism in Eukaryota, Fungi, Ascomycota, Eurotiomycetes, Eurotiales, Aspergillaceae.
UGGAUGCCAAGACUUACGUUUGGCGGAGAGGCCAGAAAUUGGCUUUGACCUUCACGCUCGGUGUGUCACCGAGACACCGUCUGCCUAUUCUUUUCCUGAUACCCAGCUAUGUACUGCCUUCUGGAUUUUGUGCUUUUAUAGAGCGAUAUUAUCGGAGAUUGUCCUUUCAUAAACUUAUUUGCGAUUAUUUCAUUCUUCAUCGCCGACAAUGUCGACGCGCAGGCGCGAUUCCGUGGAGCCCUCCCCUCGACCACACCCCGUCUCUUCACCAUCCAGGAUAGCGGAGCCCCCUGCAAAACGCGCUCGUCGCACUGAUAGCUCAUCAAUGUGGGAGAUGCAUGAUAAGCGAACACACUCACCUGGCUCCGAAUCGGAUCCCGAUAGAAACGCAAGGCGUACACCCUAUACAAAAGACGGCGCACGUGAGCUUGAUGAUCGACGAUACCGUUCUCGUUCCCGCUCGUUAGAUCGGAGAGAGAGGAGGCGGGAGAGAAGUAGAUCAAGAGAUAGACGAGACCGUGACCGCUACCGGGACAAGAAAGAGCGUGACAGAGAGAGGAGCGUUAGUCGAGAUAGGCACUAUCGACGCGGACUCCCAGCGAAAGGUGACAAGUUUCGGGAUCGAUCGCGUUCGCCAUUUCGGAAUGGUACGAGGGAUAGGACCAGGUCACCCCCCCAUCGGGGUUCCAGAACAGAUCGAAAGGACGAUCGCAGAGAAGGCCGGCCUCACGAAAGAGCGCGGCAUACAAACGGUAGAGCUGACUCACAUCAUCUAUCUCCGGCCCGUCACAGAGAUCAGAUGGAUGUGGAUUCCGCUGAGGUUGACGGGGAAGAAGAACUGGAGGAGCUGAUACGUAAAAGCAUGGGAUUCACAAAGUUCAGGAGCACCAAAAAUACGAAAGUACCGGGGAACAACAUCUAUGGUGUGCGGAAGGAAAAGAAGACUGAGUACAGACAGUAUAUGAACCGUACUGGAGGGUUCAACAGGCCACUGAGUCCUACAAGGUGAAGGUCCAUAUCAAACGCCGGCGCUUUUCGGCUUGUUCAUACUGUUCUAUUUGUGUUUGCUUCGCGUUUUGACUUAUUUACUCUAUUUUCACGGUUACCCAGUUGUCCGCAGCAUUGUAAUGGCGCAUUAUCGGGAAGGAUUACUGUUGCUUGAUUCCAUACCUUGGAGCUGAUUACUCUUCACACGCCAUUUAGCACCAUGCUUAUUGACUAUUUAGGAAUAAGACAGCACAGGCAGGAAAUCUUAUGUAAAGAUACCUUAUGUUCUUUUGCUUCUACCAAGCCUUCUGGGCCAAAUGUCGGACAUAACAGCCAAUCGAGCACAACAAUCCC